This is a messenger RNA of Naegleria fowleri, 348 nucleotides long. RefSeq lists its product as uncharacterized. The coding region runs from base 1 to 348 and encodes 115 amino acids. The transcript has a single exon. Lineage: Eukaryota; Heterolobosea; Eutetramitea; Acrasida; Naegleriidae. The record is from RefSeq and is a predicted model, not a curated record.
AUGAUUGAAUCGCACAGCACAUUGGACAUUUCAAAACGAGGUAUUCUUUCUCUGUAUCGACUCAUCCUACGAGAAGGCAAUCAAUUCCCGAACAAAAUUCAAAGAACAUUUGUAAAACAAAAAGCUGCUCAAAUGUUCCGAGUCAAAUAUGAACAUGAGGAUGAAUUAAGAGAUGCUGUGAGAUUAGCCAUGACUCAUGUGGAUAAUAUUCGGGCACAAGUUGCUUCGCACAAGUUAAUGUAUGUGGAUGAUAGACUGUCGCAAGAGGACCUUGAUAGACUGAAGAAGGAACAAGAAGAAAAGAAGACUGCUCAAUAUCGCACAGAUGAAGCACAGUGGGAUCAAUAG